Homo sapiens (human) is the source of this 4951-nucleotide messenger RNA. It is a transcript of the gene NID2, whose product is annotated as nidogen 2. The record is from RefSeq and is a predicted model, not a curated record. Gene Ontology annotation, biological process: cell-matrix adhesion; basement membrane organization. The coding region runs from base 66 to 4274 and encodes 1402 amino acids. Gene Ontology annotation, molecular function: collagen binding; calcium ion binding. NCBI's taxonomy places the organism in Eukaryota, Metazoa, Chordata, Mammalia, Primates, Hominidae. Gene Ontology annotation, cellular component: basement membrane; extracellular matrix. The transcript is spliced from 21 exons.
GGAGAGUGGGCUGGAGGCCGGGGCGGGACGCGUUGUGCAGCGGGUAAGCGCACGGCCGAGCGAGCAUGGAGGGGGACCGGGUGGCCGGGCGGCCGGUGCUGUCGUCGUUACCAGUGCUACUGCUGCUGCCGUUGCUAAUGUUGCGGGCCGCGGCGCUGCACCCAGACGAGCUCUUCCCACACGGGGAGUCGUGGGGGGACCAGCUCCUGCAGGAAGGCGACGACGAAAGCUCAGCCGUGGUGAAGCUGGCGAAUCCCCUGCACUUCUACGAAGCCCGAUUCAGCAACCUCUACGUGGGCACCAACGGCAUCAUCUCCACUCAGGACUUCCCCAGGGAAACGCAGUAUGUGGACUAUGAUUUCCCCACCGACUUCCCGGCCAUCGCCCCUUUUCUGGCGGACAUCGACACGAGCCACGGCAGAGGCCGAGUCCUGUACCGAGAGGACACCUCCCCCGCAGUGCUGGGCCUGGCCGCCCGCUAUGUGCGCGCUGGCUUCCCGCGCUCUGCGCGCUUUACCCCCACCCACGCCUUCCUGGCCACCUGGGAGCAGGUAGGCGCUUACGAGGAGGUCAAGCGCGGGGCGCUGCCCUCGGGAGAGCUGAACACUUUCCAGGCAGUUUUGGCAUCUGAUGGGUCUGAUAGCUACGCCCUCUUUCUUUAUCCUGCCAACGGCCUGCAGUUCCUUGGAACCCGCCCCAAAGAGUCUUACAAUGUCCAGCUUCAGCUUCCAGCUCGGGUGGGCUUCUGCCGAGGGGAGGCUGAUGAUCUGAAGUCAGAAGGACCAUAUUUCAGCUUGACUAGCACUGAACAGUCUGUGAAAAAUCUCUAUCAACUAAGCAACCUGGGGAUCCCUGGAGUGUGGGCUUUCCAUAUCGGCAGCACUUCCCCGUUGGACAAUGUCAGGCCAGCUGCAGUUGGAGACCUUUCCGCUGCCCACUCUUCUGUUCCCCUGGGACGUUCCUUCAGCCAUGCUACAGCCCUGGAAAGUGACUAUAAUGAGGACAAUUUGGAUUACUAUGAUGUGAAUGAGGAGGAAGCUGAAUACCUUCCGGGUGAACCAGAGGAGGCAUUGAAUGGCCACAGCAGCAUUGAUGUUUCCUUCCAAUCCAAAGUGGAUACAAAGCCUUUAGAGGGUAGGAUCUCCCCUCCAGAUUCUGAUCUGUCCUCCCCCUUGCAUCCAACACCUACUUAUUGGCCAUUCUAUCCUGAAACAGAAUCUUCCACCUUGGAUCCUCACACCAAAGAAGGAACAUCUCUGGGAGAGGUAGGGGGCCCAGAUUUAAAAGGCCAAGUUGAGCCCUGGGAUGAGAGAGAGACCAGAAGCCCAGCUCCACCAGAGGUAGACAGAGAUUCACUGGCUCCUUCCUGGGAAACCCCACCACCGUACCCCGAAAACGGAAGCAUCCAGCCCUACCCAGAUGGAGGGCCAGUGCCUUCGGAAAUGGAUGUUCCCCCAGCUCAUCCUGAAGAAGAAAUUGUUCUUCGAAGUUACCCUGCUUCAGGUCACACUACACCCUUAAGUCGAGGGACGUAUGAGGUGGGACUGGAAGACAACAUAGGUUCCAACACCGAGGUCUUCACGUAUAAUGCUGCCAACAAGGAAACCUGUGAACACAACCACAGACAAUGCUCCCGGCAUGCCUUCUGCACGGACUAUGCCACUGGCUUCUGCUGCCACUGCCAAUCCAAGUUUUAUGGAAAUGGGAAGCACUGUCUGCCUGAAGGGGCACCUCACCGAGUGAAUGGGAAAGUGAGUGGCCACCUCCACGUGGGCCAUACACCCGUGCACUUCACUGAUGUGGACCUGCAUGCGUAUAUCGUGGGCAAUGAUGGCAGAGCCUACACGGCCAUCAGCCACAUCCCACAGCCAGCAGCCCAGGCCCUCCUCCCCCUCACACCAAUUGGAGGCCUGUUUGGCUGGCUCUUUGCUUUAGAAAAACCUGGCUCUGAGAACGGCUUCAGCCUCGCAGGUGCUGCCUUUACCCAUGACAUGGAAGUUACAUUCUACCCGGGAGAGGAGACGGUUCGUAUCACUCAAACUGCUGAGGGACUUGACCCAGAGAACUACCUGAGCAUUAAGACCAACAUUCAAGGCCAGGUGCCUUACGUCUCAGCAAAUUUCACAGCCCACAUCUCUCCCUACAAGGAGCUGUACCACUACUCCGACUCCACUGUGACCUCUACAAGUUCCAGAGACUACUCUCUGACUUUUGGUGCAAUCAACCAAACAUGGUCCUACCGCAUCCACCAGAACAUCACUUACCAGGUGUGCAGGCACGCCCCCAGACACCCGUCCUUCCCCACCACCCAGCAGCUGAACGUGGACCGGGUCUUUGCCUUGUAUAAUGACGAAGAAAGAGUGCUUAGAUUUGCUGUGACCAAUCAAAUUGGCCCGGUCAAAGAGGAUUCAGACCCCACUCCGGGGAAUCCUUGCUAUGAUGGGAGCCACAUGUGUGACACAACAGCACGGUGCCAUCCAGGGACAGGUGUAGAUUACACCUGUGAGUGCGCAUCUGGGUACCAGGGAGAUGGACGGAACUGUGUGGAUGAAAAUGAAUGUGCAACUGGCUUUCAUCGCUGUGGCCCCAACUCUGUAUGUAUCAACUUGCCUGGAAGCUACAGGUGUGAGUGCCGGAGUGGUUAUGAGUUUGCAGAUGACCGGCAUACUUGCAUCUUGAUCACCCCACCUGCCAACCCCUGUGAGGAUGGCAGUCAUACCUGUGCUCCUGCUGGGCAGGCCCGGUGUGUUCACCAUGGAGGCAGCACGUUCAGCUGUGCCUGCCUGCCUGGUUAUGCCGGCGAUGGGCACCAGUGCACUGAUGUAGAUGAAUGCUCAGAAAACAGAUGUCACCCUGCAGCUACCUGCUACAAUACUCCUGGUUCCUUCUCCUGCCGUUGUCAACCCGGAUAUUAUGGGGAUGGAUUUCAGUGCAUACCUGACUCCACCUCAAGCCUGACACCCUGUGAACAACAGCAGCGCCAUGCCCAGGCCCAGUAUGCCUACCCUGGGGCCCGGUUCCACAUCCCCCAAUGCGACGAGCAGGGCAACUUCCUGCCCCUACAGUGUCAUGGCAGCACUGGUUUCUGCUGGUGCGUGGACCCUGAUGGUCAUGAAGUUCCUGGUACCCAGACUCCACCUGGCUCCACCCCGCCUCACUGUGGACCAUCACCAGAGCCCACCCAGAGGCCCCCGACCAUCUGUGAGCGCUGGAGGGAAAACCUGCUGGAGCACUACGGUGGCACCCCCCGGGAUGACCAGUACGUGCCCCAGUGCGAUGACCUGGGCCACUUCAUCCCCCUGCAGUGCCACGGAAAGAGCGACUUCUGCUGGUGUGUGGACAAAGAUGGCAGAGAGGUGCAGGGCACCCGCUCCCAGCCAGGCACCACCCCUGCGUGUAUACCCACCGUCGCUCCACCCAUGGUCCGGCCCACGCCCCGGCCAGAUGUGACCCCUCCAUCUGUGGGCACCUUCCUGCUCUAUACUCAGGGCCAGCAGAUUGGCUACUUACCCCUCAAUGGCACCAGGCUUCAGAAGGAUGCAGCUAAGACCCUGCUGUCUCUGCAUGGCUCCAUAAUCGUGGGAAUUGAUUACGACUGCCGGGAGAGGAUGGUGUACUGGACAGAUGUUGCUGGACGGACAAUCAGCCGUGCUGGUCUGGAACUGGGAGCAGAGCCUGAGACGAUCGUGAAUUCAGGUCUGAUAAGCCCUGAAGGACUUGCCAUAGACCACAUCCGCAGAACAAUGUACUGGACGGACAGUGUCCUGGAUAAGAUAGAGAGCGCCCUGCUGGAUGGCUCUGAGCGCAAGGUCCUCUUCUACACAGAUCUGGUGAAUCCCCGUGCCAUCGCUGUGGAUCCAAUCCGAGGCAACUUGUACUGGACAGACUGGAAUAGAGAAGCUCCUAAAAUUGAAACGUCAUCUUUAGAUGGAGAAAACAGAAGAAUUCUGAUCAAUACAGACAUUGGAUUGCCCAAUGGCUUAACCUUUGACCCUUUCUCUAAACUGCUCUGCUGGGCAGAUGCAGGAACCAAAAAACUGGAGUGUACACUACCUGAUGGAACUGGACGGCGUGUCAUUCAAAACAACCUCAAGUACCCCUUCAGCAUCGUAAGCUAUGCAGAUCACUUCUACCACACAGACUGGAGGAGGGAUGGUGUUGUAUCAGUAAAUAAACAUAGUGGCCAGUUUACUGAUGAGUAUCUCCCAGAACAACGAUCUCACCUCUACGGGAUAACUGCAGUCUACCCCUACUGCCCAACAGGAAGAAAGUAAGUACAGUAAUGUAAAGGAAGACUUGGAGUUUACAAUCAGAACCUGGACCCUAAAGAACAGUGACUGCAAAGGCAAAGAAAGUAAAAAAGGAAUUGGCCAUUAGACGUUCCUGAGCAUCCAAGAUGAACAUUUUGUAGUGCAAAAAGACUUUUGUGAAAAGCUGAUACCUCAAUCUUUACUACUGUAUUUUUAAAAAUGAAGGUUGUUAUUGCAAGUUUAAAAAGGUAACAGAAUUUUAACUGUUGCUUAUUAAAGCAACUUCUUGUAAACAUUUAUCAUUAAUAUUUAAAAGAUCAAAUUCAUUCAACUAAGAAUUAGAGUUUAAGACUCUAAACCUGAUUUUUGCCAUGGAUUCCUUCUGGCCAAGAAAUUAAAGCACAUGUGAUCAAUAUAACAAUAUAAUCCUAAACCUUGACAGUUGGAGAAGCCAAUGCAGAACUGAUGGGAAAGGACCAAUUAUUUAUAGUUUCCCAACAAAAGUUCUAAGAUUUUUUACCUCUGCAUCAGUGCAUUUCUAUUUAUAUCAAAAGGUGCUAAAAUGAUUCAAUUUGCAUUUUCUGAUCCUGUAGUGCCUCUAUAGAAGUACCCACAGAAAGUAAAGUAUCACAUUUAUAAAUACCAAAGAUGUAACAAUUUUAAAAUUUUCUAGAUUACUCCAAUAAAGUGUUUUAAGUUUU